This is a messenger RNA of Aspergillus uvarum CBS 121591, 990 nucleotides long. RefSeq lists its product as uncharacterized. The record is from RefSeq and is a predicted model, not a curated record. Bases 1 to 990 code for a protein of 329 amino acids. NCBI's taxonomy places the organism in Eukaryota, Fungi, Ascomycota, Eurotiomycetes, Eurotiales, Aspergillaceae. The transcript has 3 exons.
AUGGCCGCGACCAAUUUUGCAAACCCCAAAUCCCUGGAUGUAUUAACAUCCACGGUGAACCAGACGGUACUCAUCGAUACGGCCCGGUUCUUCAACUCGCAUGAGAAGAUGCAGUACAGGGCACAGCUCAAACGCUCAAUCCCCGUCGCUCACGAGCAGUUCCAGACCGCUUUGGACAGCCUAUCGGAGCAGAUAUAUAUUGCCAAGGCGUUCUUGGAGCGAGACUAUGAGGCAAUCAAAGCGCGAAAAGCUGCACUCCAUUCUGCCCAGGACUCCGUGAUGGAGGAUGCGGCCGUGAAGCCAGAGCCAGAAACGGCUCCCCAGCCUCAGGAAACCCCCGCCGUAGCCACGAAUGCAGACACAAUAAAAGCCGAACCCGCAGAAGUUGAGCCUGCAUUGAAGCCGCAGAUUGAGCAGGAUGUCGUAAAACAAGGCUCGGCUGAUCAACCGGUCAAGGAAGACCAAACCGACAACAGAGCUACUGUCCCUGCCGUCUCCGGACAACCUUUCACCGGCCCGGACGAACUCAACUUCGACUCAAUGCUCAACAACAAUCCCGGGCCCAACGAUUUCGACCUGAAUCUUGACUUUGGCGAUGACGCAGUUGGCAAUGAUGAUUUUCUCGCCGGCUCCCACCUGGUUCCUGCCGGUUCGGGCAAUGAAGGCAACGAUACGUCUAGCAACACCGCGGCUGGCUUAGUGGGCACUGAUAGCUUGAACACUGCUGUGCCUACGGGUGGAGAUGCGUUUGACUUGGAACUGCAGAAAGCUGAGGCGUUCUCUACCCAGGUUGGCAGUCUGACGGGACAACAGUUGGACGGCCAAGGUGGGGGAACCCUCGAAGAUGUUAUGGGACCGGGAGAGUCCAGCUUCGAUGAUUUAUUCAUGGAGAAUGAUACCUUCGGAGGAGACGGUACCGGGGACCCGAAUUUACUGGAGGGUGAUGGUUUAGUGGAUAUCAACGAACUUGACGAUAGCUGGUUUACAUGA